AUGUUCGCUCCCGGACCUCGCAAGACUGCUCAGCGUCAGAAUUCCUCCUCUUCCAUUGCAUCCGCCGCCUCGUCCACAUCGACCAUCAUCGCACCUCCAUCACAGACCAACGGGAGCGCCGUUGCCGCUUCGGGUGACGCAAACAACUGGGCGACUCGGAAAAAGCCGACGCGUGGUUUAUGGCCUCCCAGUAAAGCCGAACCUGCCACUGGCCUUUCCACCGCGAGACCUCAAACGAUGAGUUCUCUAACAUCUGGUCCUACAGCAUCAUCCGCCAUCUCCGCCCUACACGCACCGCUACUCCCUUCACAACAAAUGACAAAUGGCACUGCCAUGCAAAAUAAUUCCGUCCUGCGCGACCGGCAGAACUUCAACGGCGCUGUCAUCCUCCAACUGCUGCCGAUGAACUCGACUUUCGAACCGAAGCGCAUCACCAUCCCUUGCCAUCCUGAUGUCGUUCGAAUAGGAAGACAGACCAACCAAAAGACGGUACCGACACCACACAACGGCUACUUCGACUCCAAAGUGUUAUCACGUUCGCAUGCCGAAGUCUAUGCGGACCACAACGGGCGAAUUUACAUUCGCGACGUCAAAUCGAGUAACGGUACCUUUGUCAACGGAAUGCGUCUGAGUCAGGAAAACAAAGAAUCCGAGCCGAGAGAACUCCGAGAGCAUGAUGUGCUAGAAUUGGGCAUCGACAUCGUGUCUGAAGAUCAAAAGACCGUCGUGCAUCACAAGGUUGCUGCCAAGGUUGAACAUGCGGGCAUAUAUCAACCUGGGAGUGACUCGGUCAAUUUCGGCGAUUUGGACUCCGGGGCGGGCGCCCUUCCUCUGGGAGGCCCGCAGAUGUUGAAACGCGCUGGGAGCCAAGGUUCCAUCAAUAACGGGCGUAUGAAUGGCGCUGCUGGACCUCCAGCUGGGAUGGUGGUCAUGCAACAGUCGCAAUUACCGAAAUGGCUGAGUCCCAUCACUACGGAACACAUUGCAAGGAAGAUCACCACCGAACAGAAAAUGAUCGAGCAGCAGUCUGCAGAUCUUCGAAGGGCGAGAGAGUUGAUCGAAAAGAUUCUUGGCGGCAAGGUGGACCCAUCAGCCAAGGCCGUCAAGGGAGGUUCCGAGAAAUCGAAAUCAUCUCCCUCCAAAGGACGGCUCGACGUGAGAUCACAUUUCUCGGAACCGCCCGUGCCGCCACCACAGGCACCACUCCCCGAGAAACCCGAUGUGGCUCGAGCUCUGGCAGACCCGGUCAUCCAGCCGCUAUUGCGAAGGGCUGACACUGCGAAAACCUCACCGAUCAACGGUUCGAUGAUCAGAAAUGAUCACUCCAGCGACAUUAUCCGCCUGUGCGAAGAGCUGAAACUGGCCAAGGGCGAACUCACAACCCAGAGCAAGCGCAUGAAGAAUCUCGAAUCCGAGCUUGCUCAAGAGCGAACCGCCCGGGAAAGUGCCGAGGAGCGCGCCGAACGACUCGAAAGGGCGGAUCGUCGCGACUCACCUACCAACAGCAGCCAUCCCGAAAACCAAAACGAGACCGCCUCCUCCGCCAGCAGCACGUCCUACGACGAAGCGGUCGCCCUGCGUGGGGAACUCGAGCGCGUGCAAGCCACCGUCGACGAGAUGAAGUCGCAGAUGGAAGCCUACCGCCGUCGCGCCGAAGGCGCCGAACACGACCGCGAUGAAGCCCGACAGUCGCUCGCCGAGCUCAUCGAGCAAAAACGCCAGGAGAACGCCGAACUGGCGCAUCUCUCCACCGGCUCACGUCCCUCGUCCUCGAGCUCCAACUCGGAGCACGCAGGUUCCAUCCACCUCAACGGCCGCGCCUCCUCCUCCUCCUCGUCCUCCCCAUCUUCCUCGCAGGGCAAAUCCCGCGCCCUCUCCCUCGAGUCCUCGACCACCUACAGCGACGAGACCGCCGCGACAUCCCUCUUCUCCUCGACGUCAUCCCACCCGGCCACCGCCUCCGCCCUCCUCUCCCGCGCCGGCAUCGACCACUCCGGCCAGCCCAUCACCGCCGAGCAAGCCCGGCUCCUGGCGAAAUUCCUCGCCCAGGAGUUCCUCCUGCAACACCCCGAUGACGAGAAGGAUGCUGCCGCGGCCCUCGCUCUCCUGACCGCCUCGACCGCUUCGGCGCGUCCCGAGGGUUCGCCCUCCGCUUUGGUGUAUUAUGGUGUCCCGUUUGGAAGUUUUGCCGCCGUCGUCCUCUUUGGCUGUGUCGCGAUGGGCUGGGUCAAUGGAUGGGCCAAGGUCGAGCGAUGA
Dissoconium aciculare CBS 342.82 is the source of this 2256-nucleotide messenger RNA. RefSeq lists its product as uncharacterized. Gene Ontology annotation, cellular component: cytoplasm. The transcript has a single exon. Gene Ontology annotation, molecular function: protein binding. The record is from RefSeq and is a predicted model, not a curated record. Lineage: Eukaryota; Fungi; Ascomycota; Dothideomycetes; Mycosphaerellales; Dissoconiaceae. The coding region runs from base 1 to 2256 and encodes 751 amino acids.